Messenger RNA from Rhizopus microsporus ATCC 52813, 553 nucleotides. RefSeq lists its product as uncharacterized. The record is from RefSeq and is a predicted model, not a curated record. Lineage: Eukaryota; Fungi; Mucoromycota; Mucoromycetes; Mucorales; Rhizopodaceae. The annotation marks the transcript as partial. The transcript is spliced from 3 exons.
AAUAGACUAAACAACAAUGGAUGAGUUAUAGUCACCUUUGAAUAAACGAUAUUAUUACCCUCUCGGAACAAGCAAUAAAAGAAAGAUGCCAGUUCUUCAUUUAUCAAGCCUUCGAGUCAAGGUUAAAGCGAGAAAUGAUAAACCUAUACAAAAAAUAUCCAAAAAAAGAAAGUUCAGCAGAAGAAGUGCUUUUAAAAGACUUGGAGGAAAGGGAAAUAGUAAAAAAUAGUUUGCUAAAUGUAUACAAAGACGCAUCAAAAUUAUGGAAUCAAGCAAAUGACGAUACAAACCCAAGCGCAAUAAUUACUCGCUUGCAAUUAUCUGAUGUUUGCACAGAGCUAUACAUUCCUGUAAUAUUAUCAUGGCGUCAAUAUGUGGAAGAAAAUAAGAAAAGAAUAUAUGGUCAGCUUUUUGUUGAUCAAAAGCUUCAAGCACAAAAGAAGGAAGUAAACACAGAACAACAACAACAAGCAAAGUGUAUAAAAAUGGUCACCACACCUCUUUGGGCUAUUCUCAAUGAUAACGACGGUGUAUUAAAUACUUUAAGAAAAGG